UAAACAGGAAAUGACACGAACACGUCCUUAAAGCAACUCAUGAUGGAAGAGGCUUUAUUGGAACAUGCAAACUCUGCGUUUAAAAUGAAGAAUUUCAUUGAAGCGGAGAAGCUAUACACUCGAUUUAUCACUUCAUGUUUACAGUUCAGACAGUGUCAAGCUGCAGAUUUGGCCACAGCUUAUAACAACCGCGGACAGAUAAAAUACUUUCGGGUGGAUUUCUACGAAGCAGUAGAUGAUUAUACGUCUGCUAUACAAGCUAAAAGUGAGUUUGAGAUACCUCUCUACAACAGAGGAGUCAUCCACUACAGACUGGGUUUUUUCGACAAAGCCAAGACUGACUUUGAGCAGGUUUUAAAGCUUAAUCCUGAGUUUGAAGAGGCCAAAGUGAGCCUCCAGCAGACCCUCCUGGACCAGCAGCAGAAGAUAAACCGGGGAUACUGACAAUCCUUUGGAACCGCACAGGACAUAUUUUCAGGACAUCAUUUUAAGAACAAACAAACAUAUUUUUAUCAUAAUCAUAAAUUAAUAUUUCUAAUGAAAUAACAUAUUUAUUAAUACAUAUUCAACCAACUAAGAUCAGAGUAUUCUUCAUGGAAAUAUUCUCCCCAACACUGACUGUUAAUCUGUUUUUUGUUUUACAUAUAUAUUUUUUAUUUUAAAUGAAGGUAAAAUUUAAGGGAUGCUUCAUUUGAUGUAAAUGUGUUAAAUUACUAUAGCUGUCCAAAUUCAAUGUGAAGUGAUCUGCACAAACAAAUGCAAGCAGAAUAUUUCACAAACAUGUUGUCAUGUAGUCAAAUGUGGUAUAAUUAUGUGUUUUAUGAUUUAACAGAGCUUUAAGAUUUUUAAUAAAAUGUUUGAAAAAGUGUG
Molecule: messenger RNA, 870 nt
Organism: Cynoglossus semilaevis (tongue sole)
Lineage: Eukaryota; Metazoa; Chordata; Actinopteri; Pleuronectiformes; Cynoglossidae
Gene: ttc32
Product: tetratricopeptide repeat domain 32
Exons: 3
Coding region: 40-444 (134 amino acids)
Molecular function (GO): protein binding
Source: RefSeq, a predicted model, not a curated record